UAGGUGGUUGGAUGAGAGCUGUGUUUGUUUAUUCUGUGGCUUGCUGCUUUGCCUCCAUGUUGUUUGUUGUUGCAGGAGUACACGUCUGCUCUGUACCAGUCUCUUGGUGUGUUUGAGGGACAGGAGUUCUCCUCUGAGGACGUGAGUCGCCUCUACCGAAAAGUCUUCCAUGAUCCCUGCAGCGUGAAGGAAGUGCACCUGGCCUUGAAGAAGUUUCGAGAAGGAGGCAACCGGUGGUCCUGUGUCGGAGAACACAUUUUGGAUGUCCUCACAGAAAUGAAGAGCGCAAAGGAUAGGAAAGAAAAGUUAUUUUGGGAACUCCAGCUGCUCAGUGUCAACACUCAUGUGAAAAAGUGUCCACACCAAAGCUCCUGCACACAGGGGAAGACACAGAUGGAAGAAGGAGAGCACAUCUGCAGUGUGAGAGGCCUCCGCAAGGCAGCCAGACACAGCUGGGCCAAACUGGUGACAGAGGGUGUGCAAAGUAUACUGGCCUGUCCCAGGAAACGUAAUAACACAGGGGUCAGAGGUCAUGCCUGGGGCUGUGUGUCCGUGUCAGACAUCCUCCUGUUGAUGGAAGCAAAGUAUGACGUCGUCAGUCGUUUGCUUUAUGCUGACAUGUUGCAGGAACACCACACUGUGAAUGAGUGGGAGGCUCUGCCGCCAUGGCGACGUCACAAAGAAGAGGUUUGGUUAGAGGAUCUUGCAGAGGAGGCUUUGGAGUCCAACGACAUGCUCCGUUUGGCUGAACUGCCGGGAGCAUUCAAAAUAUACAGGGUGUGCCCUGAGUCCAGUCGAGAGUGCUUCACUGCUGUUUCUCUCCUGUACAAAUUAAACACAUCACGUCACCAAGAAAGAGAAAGCCUAACAGCCUUGGCAGAGAAGCUGGAUAAGGAGAGCCUGAGGCUGGUGUGUCUGCAUAUUAGGUUUGCAACGCUCAGAGCUCAAAGAGAGAAAACUUGCAAUGAUGCAUAUUUAGGUGUACAACAAUCCUGGAACAUGUGGCCGCAUGUUCACAAUCCAUGCAGGCAAGAGCAGGCUGCUUCAUUACUGCACAGUGAAGAAGUACAAGAACACGUGAGAGACUCACAAUCAUCACAGCAGGCUUUGCUCCAGUUGCUGGUGCUCGCCCAGGAAGAGGAGAGGAAGCACCUGAUCAGCAUGCUACAUGGUGUCACCCUGGAGGAUGUGCAAAGACCAGGUUCCACAAAGCCUCCUAAAGCAGAUUGUGUAGAAAGGCUGAAACAAAUUCGCUCCAGCUGGAAAACGUGCAGUGACAAUGAUAAACCCCAGUCUGACGUCAUCAGCAGCCCCCCUACGGAGUGGUCCCAGGACCAGCUGGAACGGGUGUGCUUGAUCCUCUUGACCCACGUCAUAGAGCUCCAAGAGAGGGAGGCAUCUUCGUUACUUCAAGAGCUGAUGGACAAGAGUGAGCAGCAUCUCCAAGAACUUCGAGAAGCGUUUGAAUCCAAACUCCAAGCCCAUCACCACGCCAACCUGCUCCAACUCAUGAAAACAGAACCUCCGUCUACAACUUCAGACUCACAUUCAAGCCAGGAGAAAGUCCAAGAUCAGUCCGGUUGUAGUGGCCCUAAUGAAAACCAGAACCUCACUGCUGGACCACCUCAGUCUCUGACAACAACCAAUGCAAUCAGCAGUGAAGUAAAUGGAGUCCAAACUGAAGAAGUACCUAAUAAACAGGGGGUUUGUGCAGGCUGUGGAGUGACACUGGGGAGUCUGCCCUAUUUGGAGGUCUUGUGUGUUCCAGAUAAAAAUGGUGAAGAAGGUGGGCACGGUGAUGAGGAACAGGACAGUAAAACAAAGAACCAGAACUAUGAUGAACAGGACUCUCUCAUCACUCUGGCUUGGAGCACACGGCCAGAGGACCACACUAGUCGUGAGGGUGAUGCUGUCAAGCUCCAAACUGAUCCAUUUGAGGGGCACAGCACAGCUGAACAUUGCAGAGCAGCAGCUGGAGAAAGCCACACCGAGAAGUUGAGACCUUCUCUGACCCAGAUGACACACACUACGUUAGGAGAGCUAGACUCUCUGGACAUGAAGCAACAUGACCUCUGCUCUGCAGUGUCCAGCGAGACAGUUGAUAAAGCCCUGGUGAAGGGACAUUGCCACAAAGCAGAGAGGGAUACAGAAAUUGAUUCAUCUUCACUGAUGAAGCACGAGCGAGCCAGUGGACCAGUCUCUGCAGUGGAACGAGAGAAGACGAUGCGUAAACUGGUGGACGUGCAUAGACGGGCGGAAAGGAAACAGCAAAGAGACAGAGAGAGACAGCAGCUGAGGGUCCAAGAACGUCUGUCCAUCAUCCAGAGCAGAAAGGCGGAGGACGAUUUGUUUGGCCAUAAACACAGAGACAGGAUGAGACAUCUGACAAAAGAGCUAUCCCAGGAGGACAAGAAUAAGCAGAAGACAAUGGUCAGAGAGAAACUCGAGCAGCUCAGAAGAGAACGUUCUUUUAUUAUGCAGUCCAGAAGAAAAAAGAACACAGCUGGAUUGAAGGAUCUGCUGGAUCCAGUGCUCCCCCAAAGCAGAACAGAAGACAGGGUGGACACUGACAGUACAAUUUGGUUUGAUUACUAAAUAAUGUAAGAUUACUAAAUAAUGUAUACUUGAUUCAAGAUACAUUUGUCACCUCACAUCUUCUUUGCUGUCAUAAUGAACAU
Molecule: messenger RNA, 2678 nt
Organism: Dunckerocampus dactyliophorus (ringed pipefish)
Lineage: Eukaryota; Metazoa; Chordata; Actinopteri; Syngnathiformes; Syngnathidae
Exons: 17
Coding region: 277-2595 (772 amino acids)
Source: RefSeq, a predicted model, not a curated record